Metopolophium dirhodum (rose-grain aphid) is the source of this 1338-nucleotide messenger RNA. RefSeq lists its product as uncharacterized. NCBI's taxonomy places the organism in Eukaryota, Metazoa, Arthropoda, Insecta, Hemiptera, Aphididae. The record is from RefSeq and is a predicted model, not a curated record.
AUGCAAUCCCAGACCACAAUAAUUAGAAACACGGUGAACGACAUCAACGAGACAAUGCAGAAAGUGACGAAACAAGCCGAAGUUGUCGACGAUUCAAUAACUCAUGAACGGAUAACAGAGAUACAAUCAAACCUUAUACUCACAAUCAACCUUCUUUCGAUAGAGGUAGAAAAUUUGGUAGACAUUGUUAACUAUGCAACGCUCGGACAUAUCCACAGUAGUAUAAUGAGUCCAAAAACCAUCACACAACAAAUGAGUGAUAUUAAAAGCAAAUUACCGCCAAAUUCCGAAUUUCCGUUAGAAAUAACUACCAAUAGUAUAUCAGAUUUUUUCAAAUUAGCUACGGUUACAGUGAUAAGUGUGGAUGACACAUUAAUUUUUUCUGUCGAAACACCCGUCACAAAUGGGAUGAGAUUUAUGAUCUAUGAAGUCAUACCACUACCUAUGCAGUUAACCCAGGAUCAAGUGAUUGUAAUCGAAGCUGAAUCAGCCUACUUAGCAGUGGACAAAACGCAAAAGAAUUUUAUUUCAUUCGGGGAACAUCAGCUGACAAAAUGUAUAGUUCUGGAAAACGCUUUCGUUUGUCCAAACGAACACCCCAUCAAUGUCAAUGACCAGUUGCAAAAUUGUGAGCAAAAUCUUUUCAAUAGUCCACCUAGUAUACCCAAUAAUUGCAACAAAAAAAUUCUCCUUUCAAAACCCACAGUCUGGCACAGACUAGCAGGCGAAAAUACAUGGCUGUUCGUAGUUCAAAACGAAGCCAUUACAAUACCAUGCGAAAACGAAAUACAACCUAUAAGAGUAACAUUAAACAACAUAGGGAAAAUAAGUAUCAACCCCAAAUGUAAAAUAUACACAAAAAAUACCAUACUGAUUCCCACGCGAAAAUUUAAAUCAAAAGUCUUCAUUGACUUUUUCCCUAAUAUUCCUCUAAAUGUAAUUCCAAUUAAUUUUAAAAAUACCGGAGGCGUCGAUAGACGACAUAUUUCAACUAAUAAGGGCAUUCAGUAUAAUUUCAAGAAUUUAGCUAGUCACGCGGGAGAUUUAAAAUCCUUACAGGAACAGAUAAACGUCGAGCUAAAUAGUACUAAUAAUCAACAAAGGCACACUUACGCCACGACAACGGUGACUAUAAUUGUAAUAAUAAUAAUUAUAAUUAUAUUAGUUAUAUUAUAUUUAUUGUAUAGAAAAUUAAGUACAUUAAAAAAUAAAUGGACUCGGGGCACCGGAAGUCCUAACGUCCUAUCUUCAACAGCAAGCACCAAUACAGAGGCAGAGCCUAUAGCUUGCACAACAACAGGCGCAAGAGCGAAAAGCCUAUUGCCCGAAAUAAUUUAA